AAGCUUUUUCAUCCAAAUACGCUUGAGCAAAUAUCUUAAAUAUCUUAAAUUCUGCAUAUAUUGACCCUGCUCUUCAUCUUCACCCAAUUGAAUCGGAUUGGCUCUUCAUCUUCACCCAAUUGAAUCGGUCAAUUCGAGAUUCAGUGGGACCUACCGAACCAUUUUUCCCUCACUUUCUCACAUUAUCGUUUGCAAGAACAAAAACUCUGGCAUUUGUCACUGCAUCCUACGUUGUCAGAUCACUGCCGCCUCCAUUUUUCUGAUACCUCAAGCAAUGAAUCUCACUAAGAGUCUGGUUUGUGAAACUGCUAAAUUAAUUUUCUUACUUUCCCUUUUAGUCGGAUGGGAAUCUGAACUCAAAGUUAUAUAUUUUAGAGUCAAAUAUGCACCUAAGGAUUAUGCUUCUGAAUCAGAGUGGAAAGGUAUGAAGUGUCAGUAUUUAACUGACACCAAGAAAGUUCAGCAUGAGCUUGCAAAACCUAAUACCUUGCUUACUGGGUGUAAGGACCAUCAUUGGUUUUCAUUGCAAAAUUAUAUUUUAAUGAGAUCUGUAUAUGUGAUUAAUGGAUGGCACCCCAACAUUCACAUAGACACAAGUACUCCCACAAAGAAAAGAACAAUAUUGGUGUGGCGGUCGCACUUUGGGCUCCAAUCUUCAUUAAAUUUCGUGAACACACAAUUUCUUUAAUAUUUGUGUUAUAAUCUCUUUUUAGUAGGUGACGUG
Molecule: messenger RNA, 724 nt
Organism: Lactuca virosa
Lineage: Eukaryota; Viridiplantae; Streptophyta; Magnoliopsida; Asterales; Asteraceae
Source: the annotation of a GenBank genome assembly